AUGUAUAAUUCAGCAUCAGCAUCAUCAGCAUCAUCCGCAUCAUCAUCAUCGUCAUCGUCAUCAUCAUCAGCCGAUACACGUCAACCACAUAGUCCAAUCCGGUUGGGUUAUUUAAUACGUGUUGGUGAAAGUUUAAAUUUAACUUGUCCUGGUGAUGCUGUAUUUUAUCAAUGGAAUCUUAUAGAUCAACCAUUACAAAUAUUAUCAGAAGAACAAUUUUAUGUUAUUAAAUCAGCUACAUUGAAAGAUUCCAAUCGUUAUAUAUGUCAUGCUGUAGAUGGUUAUGGCCGAAGUUCCGUUGAAAUGUCUGUUCGUGUUCUAGAUUUCUCUUCAAUAACUGCACAACAUGAAUGUGCUGUAGUCAGUAAAACAGGCAGUGUAAAUAUAAACGGACCAUGUUUUUUGACAAGUUUCACUGAAAAAGAAUUAAAUCCAAUCAAAUCAUGGGGUGAUCAUAUUUUAUUUGAUUGUGAUGCUGUUAUGACUGAAAGUGAUGGUUCAUUGGAUAAUUUAAUUUAUCAAUGGGAAUUUACUAGUAACACUAUUGCUCAUGUUAAUACCAAUGAUAAUAAUAAUAACAAUAAUAAUAAUAAUUUACGAUCUGUUAAUCAAUUAAGCAGUACUGGUAGUAGUGGUACUAGUAGUGGAUCAGAUGUAUCGAAUGCUAUUAUUCAUCGACAACGUCUUCUAGUUCGAACAGCCUCAAUGAACAAUGCAAUUGCUCAUAGCAAUUAUCAUAAAUCUAAUAAGAUUGAUUUAAGUCAAUUUCAUGAAUCUCAACUACGUAUUGAUAAAUUGACUUUAGAGCAUAAUGGUGAAUAUCGAUGUACUGUACGAGCACGAAGCACAACCACUGGGGGAGCAGGUGCGGCAGCGGCAGGAGCUUUAUCAGCAACAAUCAAUAAUUAUCAUCAAACUGCACCAUUAAUUACAAGACAAUUUCGAUUGACUGUUAAAUCGCGAACCGAUGGAUCAAUAAUUGAAGGACCUCAUAUUACUAAUGAAACUGUUCAAGCCGGUCAAGAUGCUAUCUUUCAUUGUAAAGUCAAUCCAGAAGAACAUCGAUCAAGUACCAUACGAUGGGGUAAAAGUAUCGAUAUGAAUGAACGGUUUGCUUAUGAAGCAGAAGGAAGAGAAGUGAUUCAAUGGGCUGGUGGAACAUUUGUUGUUCUUCCUAGUGUACCAACGGCAUUAGCUUUAAAUUCUAAUCCAUCUAGACUAUCAGUGCUUGGAUCUGCCACUUCAUCAUCAUCUUCGGCAUCAUCAUCAUCAUCGUCAGCUGUGGCGGCAGCAUUACCUUCAGGUGCUGUAGCUACUGAAGUUUCACCAAGUCAAAGUAGUCAACUUGUACUGAGAAAAGCUAGCCAAUCAGAUUCUGGACGAUAUGUAUGUUCUGUAUUAACUGAAGCUGGACGAGAUGAUCAUAAAUUUGUUCAAAUAUCUGUAGUUGGCGGUUCAUCAAUUCAAAGUCAUCAAUUAAUUGAAACUAGCGGACCACAUCGUUUAACAUUAUACAUUGCUAUACCGACAACCAUAUUUUUCAUUUGUCUAUGUGUUGUAACUUAUUGUUUGAUCAGUCGACGUACCACUACACAACAUCGACGUUUAUCUAAUCUUCGACAACAACAUCAACACCACCAACAACAACAGCAACAACGUAAUUAUUUCAAUGCAAUACAUCAGUCACAAAUUAAAUCACCAUCUAUAACAAGUCAUACUGGUUCCAUUGGUGUAUAUCCUAAUGGUGUCAAUAUGAAUGGUACUACUAAUACUACUACUAUCAAUAAUAAUAAUAAUAAUAUUAAUACUAAUAAUAGUAAUCAUCAUAAUGGUUCAAUGAAUACACAUUUACCAACUGCAAAUUUCCCAAUUAAUUUACAUGGUACUAUACCAAUGAUCUCUGGGGGUUAUCCGACAAUUUUAAUUCAACAACCACAAUCGCAAUCGCAACAACAAUCACUAUCGAAUUCAUUGCCAACUUAUCAUCAAUCUGUACCAGCAUCGAUUACAACUGGAAAUAAUAAUCAUAAUCAUAAUAAUAGUAAUAAUUUAGCAUGUUAUACAAAUGGUUUAAUUUAUCCAUUACCGCCAAAUGGUAGUCAUAUUAUUCAUUCAAAUCUUACAUCCAAUUCAAUGUUCAAUUCAUCAACAGAAUCGCCAACGUCUGGAAUUAACACCAACACCGCCAACAAUAAAAUUGAACCAGUUGAAGGUAGGCUAAUGUUUCAUCCUCAAUCCGCGUUCAUUAGUAAUCAGUAUCAUAUGAAUGAUACAUUUCGACAUUAUGAUCAAUCUAAUGGAAUAAUUCAUACAACAACAACAAAUUAUGACAUCACUCCAACUAUCACUACUACUAAUACACCAUCUUCAUUAUUAUUAUCUUAUCCAAAUCAUACUAGUACAUAAAAAAAAAAUUUUUGUUUAAUUAUUCCCUCCCCCACUCAUUCACUCACUCACUCCAUCACUCUCUCACUCAUUUGCUCACUCGCUCA
Molecule: messenger RNA, 2492 nt
Organism: Schistosoma turkestanicum
Lineage: Eukaryota; Metazoa; Platyhelminthes; Trematoda; Strigeidida; Schistosomatidae
Source: the annotation of a GenBank genome assembly